AUGUUUCAUAAAACUAUACUAACCGCUGCAAUACUUCUGGGGGCUUGUAUAUCAAUUCAGAUCAGUGAUGUAAUGUAGAAGCAAAGAUCAUAGCUAGAGUGGAGAUAAGAAGCAACCAAUACUUUCAACCAGUCCAGAUGGAGAUGUUUAUGCCAUUCAGAGUAUCGAAUCCGAAAUGGCAGCAAAGAAGUACUUCGUUUACCUUUACGAUAUCUCAUCCAAUAUCUGGUCACUACCUGA
Messenger RNA from Stylonychia lemnae, 240 nucleotides. The record is from the annotation of a GenBank genome assembly. Lineage: Eukaryota; Ciliophora; Spirotrichea; Sporadotrichida; Oxytrichidae.